Messenger RNA from Leptidea sinapis, 1429 nucleotides. It is a transcript of the gene Sfp33A3, whose product is annotated as serine protease inhibitor dipetalogastin. The transcript is spliced from 2 exons. The record is from RefSeq and is a predicted model, not a curated record. Lineage: Eukaryota; Metazoa; Arthropoda; Insecta; Lepidoptera; Pieridae. Gene Ontology annotation, molecular function: protein binding. The coding region runs from base 262 to 1197 and encodes 311 amino acids.
UAAUUUAAAAGCAGACGAUGGAAUUAAAAACAUGUUCCGAAAAAUAAUGUAAAGAACACUCUUAUCAACGUAAUUAUAGGUUAACUGCGUUCGAUAGUCAAAUUUUCAGUGCUUUAUCACACUGAAUAUUAAUCAAUUUCAAUCGAUUUUGUACAGAACAUAAUACUUUUUUUAAUUUUAAAGAAGUACAUUCAGCUUGUUUAUUUCUACUAAGUUGUUGCGUGACAACUAUACUAAUAAAAUAUUUAUAACAAUCAUAAAAUGAGCAUCGUGAUUGGUUUACAUAUAUUUUCUUUCCUUGCGACUUUAAAUACUUUGACUGCUCAAACUCUUGUUUCACCAAUUAUUAUUUUUCCAUGUGAUUAUGAACAAUAUAACCCCGUUUGUGGUUCUGAUGAUAUAACCUAUAUGAAUGAUUGCAUCCUGCAAUACACUAGUAAUGUAUAUCAAAAUUUGAAAAUAAUCAAAUCCCAUGAUGGAGAAUGUUCUAGUUGUAUCUGUCAACCAGUAAAUCUACCAGUGUGUACACUAGAAGGUCUCACCUAUGCAAAUGAAUGUGAAUUAGGUUGCGAUAAUAUCAAACGUAUUCAAGACAAUAAACCAAUCCUAUACCUCGCAUAUAGAUCUUCUUGCUUAGGUUCAUCUGCUGGUUGUACUGAUAUAGCAGCUCCAGUUUGCGGUUCAGAUGAUGUUCUAUACAGAAACAAAUGUGUCCUCGAUACCGCCAGCGCUUAUUAUAGAAAGAAAGGCCUACCAGAGAUCAAAUUAAAAAAUAAUGGUGCCUGUUUAGAUGGCUGUCUAUGUCCAACUGAUAAACAACCAACUUGUGGAAGCGAUGGAUACUUGUAUGAUAAUCCAUGCUUUUUAGCUUGUAAAAAUAAAAAGUACAGUUAUUCAGCAAAUUCAAUCAUAAAAAUCGUUGAUUCAAGUGUCUGCGAAAGUUGUAUUUGUAACACCAUCCAUAGCCCAGUGUGUGGUAGCGAUGGAAAAAUAUAUGACAACCCAUGUAAACUAAAUUGUGAAGCAAAUCGAAGGGGAGAUACUACUUUAGUAGUUGUAAGUUUUAAUAAAUGUUCAGAAUGUUAUUGUACAGACGAAGAAAGUCCAGUUUGCGGUACGGAUCUGAAAACAUAUCAGAAUGACUGUUUAUUGAGAUGUGAGAGCGAGGCAAAUGGAGGAAAAGUUAGCGUUUAUUAAGGGUGAGUGUCAACCUCCUAGUUGUAUAUGUGCCUGUUCGUCUGAGUAUCAACCAAUGUGCGGCUCGGACGGUGGAACCUACGGAAACCUCUGCUUGCUUAACUGUCGCUCUCAAUGUAACAAAAAUUCAGGGUUAGCUGCAAUCUUUCUGCGUAAGAGAGGCACAUGCGAUUUAUAAUCCAUCAAACCCGUUGUUUAACUUUUAUUCUAUAUUAUAGUAAUUAAUCCUGAA